AUGGUGAAACAUGACGCGGCCAACGGCGCUAAUGUUGCGGUCAUGUCACACAGCAUGAGGCUUAUAGCUUUAUACCACUCAACAGUUACUACUACUAAAAGAGUGAUUGCCCGAACUUUAUACCAUACCACGGCUCGGAAUAAAUCCCCGUCCGUUGUAUCUGAGAAAGAUAAAAAGAAACUAAAAGAUAAAAAGAAAAAGGGAGAUUCAGGGUCCAGCAGUAGUGAAAGUAGUGGCAGUUCAUCGGAAAGCAGCUCUUCAAGAUCCUCGUCUCAUUCGUCGUCGAGCAGUUCUGGAAGUUCCUCUCGGUCAUCAUCUAGCUCCAGCUCUUCAAGCAGUAGCAGUAGUAAUAAUGAUCGCUCGAGGCCAAAGAAGAAAACUUCUCCAAACAAGAGUCCUGUUAAAGAUCGCCGUGAACCUGAUACAGAAAGAUUAAGAGAAAGGUCGCCAAUUGGAGACAAGAAAAAAUUUGCAACGCCAUCAACUAAUGACAAGGCUAAAAGCAAAGAGAAAAAUGAAAGAUCACCGGGGCGUAAAAAGCGUGAACGUUCACCACCUCCGCGUCCCACUCGAAUUCAUAUUGGCAGACUAACAUUGAAUGUUUCAAGAGAACACAUACAUGAGAUUUUCUCCACUUAUGGAAAUGUUAAAGCUGUGGAGUUUCCAAUGGACAGACUUCACCCCCAUAAUGGUCGUGGCUAUGCUUAUGUGGAAUUCAGCAAUGCAGAUGAUGCAGAAAAUGCCAUGAAACAUAUGGAUGGAGGACAAAUCGACGGUCAAGAGAUCACCGCAGCGCCGGUGCUGGUGCCGUCGCGUCCGCGCCGGCCCUCGCCGCGCCCGCCACCCCGACACGCGCCGCCUCGUCGACAUUCCCCACCGAGACAGUGCUCCUGUGUUUUUUCACACACUUGCACUAAAAUCUUCUGCAAAGAUGGCUAG
Molecule: messenger RNA, 939 nt
Organism: Nymphalis io (European peacock)
Lineage: Eukaryota; Metazoa; Arthropoda; Insecta; Lepidoptera; Nymphalidae
Product: RNA-binding protein with serine-rich domain 1-A-like
Exons: 7
Coding region: 1-939 (312 amino acids)
Biological process (GO): mRNA splicing, via spliceosome
Cellular component (GO): ASAP complex; cytoplasm; nucleoplasm
Molecular function (GO): RNA binding
Source: RefSeq, a predicted model, not a curated record